Molecule: messenger RNA, 2704 nt
Organism: Carcharodon carcharias (great white shark)
Lineage: Eukaryota; Metazoa; Chordata; Chondrichthyes; Lamniformes; Lamnidae
Gene: poldip2
Product: polymerase (DNA-directed), delta interacting protein 2
Exons: 11
Coding region: 17-1099 (360 amino acids)
Biological process (GO): error-free translesion synthesis
Cellular component (GO): mitochondrial nucleoid; nucleus
Molecular function (GO): DNA binding
Source: RefSeq, a predicted model, not a curated record
AGGCCGCUCAGCGUCGAUGGCGGCCCCGGGCCUGAGACGUUGCCUUUUGGCGUUGGCCACAAGCGCCGCAGUCCGGCUCCGGACUUUGGCCGCCUGCUCGGCCUGUGGUAUCGGCCAACGGCAGCAACACACCCGGCUCCUCUCAUCCAGGAAUCGCCCUGAAGGCAAAGUGUUGGAGCCAGUCGGAGUGUUUGAGGCACCCAAACAGCAGGGAAAAUACGAAACAGGUCAGCUAUUUCUGCAUAGCGUGUUUGGUUACCGAGGGAUAGUCCUAUUCCCCUGGCAUGCCAGGCUAUAUGACCGAGAUGUAGCAUCUUGCAGUUCUGACAGUAAAACAGAAAACUCAGGAACUCAAGGUUCCAAAGAGGUCAAAGGCAAAACUCACACCUACUACCAGGUGUUGAUCGAUACCAGGGACUGCCCUCAUAUAUCUCAGAGAUCACAGACUGAAGCAGUGACCUUUCUCGCUAAUCAUGAUGACAGCAGAGCCCUUUACGCUAUUCCAGGUUUAGACUACGUGAGCCAUGAAGACAUCCUUCCUUACAGCUCCUCAGAUAGAAGCCCCAUUCAGCACGAGUUAUUUGAAAGAUUUCUCUCCUAUGACCCUGCAAAAGCUUUGCCAUUUGUUGCCAGAGACACAUUACGUGCCUGGCAGGAGAAGAACCAUCCCUGGUUAGAGCUGUCUGAUGUACAUCGAGAAACGACAGAGAACAUCCGGGUCACAGUUAUACCCUUCUACAUGGGCAUGCGGGAAGCACAGAAUUCCCAUGUGUACUGGUGGAGGUACUGUAUUCGAUUGGAGAACCUUGGGACAGAAGUUGUUCAGCUUCGGGAAAGGCACUGGAGGAUCUUUAGUCUGUCCGGAACAUUGGAGACAGUGCGAGGGAGAGGAGUUGUGGGCAGAGAGCCAGUUUUAUCAAAGGAGCAGCCAGCUUUUCAGUACAGCAGCCAUGUCUCACUGCAGGCUCCCAGUGGUCACAUGUGGGGAACGUUCCGCUUCGAGAGGCCGGAAGGUUCUCAGCUUGAUGUCCGCAUACCGCCCUUCUCCCUGGAGAGCAAUAAAGAUGACAAGGCCCCCCCUGCUGGGUACAGCUGGUAGAGCACCGUCUGCUGGAACCCUGGGCUGACUGGCUGCCAGUGGGAAGAUUCUGCCUGGAACUUUGGUGGGGGUGGGGGUGUGAAAUGAAGUAGAAAAUCUUCCAUUGCCAACCCUUUCCAGAUCUCCCUGGAUCGCUGUAUAAACACCGGUCACAUUACGCCUGUUUUUGCUGAGAAAUUGUUUUGAAAGUGGAGCACGGACUGAAUGAUACUUGUAUCAUUGAAGGAGGGAAUGGGUAGGAGUUGGGGGGAGAAUGGAGUUGUGUGGCCAGAGACUAAGGGAGGGGAAAUGGGGCUUGUGUUCAACAAUCAACACUUUCAAAAUUUUUGUUUAAUUAUGUCAAAAGGGGUUGAGCAAUGGGAUAGGGCAAGUUGCCCAGCAGCUAUCUGGGGCACCUGCCAGCUUGCGCAAGCUUAACAGUGGCUGUUUGGAGCUGGCUGGACUCUAACUGACCAGCCACGGCCUAGUGGUGUCUGUCAUGCUGUGCUCCCUCCUCCAUCCCACUGCUCUCCUGCCAUAAGAGUUAUUAAUAGAUCAGUAAUGUCCGCCAGCGUGUUAAUAUGAAGAUUAAAUGAAAUGAAAGGGUUAAAGCUGGAGCUCUGUCCUUUCAAUUUUGAGGAAACUGCUGGAAUUUAUACUGGAGUGAAAUGACUUUCAAUGCCCAUAGGUGGACAACCUCACUGUUAUAUUGCUACUGCUCACCCUCUGAAAUUCUCAAAAUGCUUUGUGUGUGCAAUAAGUUACCUGGAAGUGUGCAGAGAAACAUGGCAGCCAAUUUGUACACAGUCAGUUCCCACAGGCAUCAGAGAGAUGCACAUCCAGUUGAUUUUAUUUUAGUGACACAAAAGCAAAUUGCUACAAUGUUGGAACUCUGAAAUACUCAGUUCAGACAGGCAAAGACAGGUCAAUCUUUCAUUAGGUUUUGGUCUAGAUAAAAGGUUAUCGGCCUGAAAUGUUAACUCCCGCUCUCUCUCUUUCUCUCUCUUCGAAUGCUGCCUGACUUGCUGGGUUUUCCCAGCAUUUUCAGUUUUUUGAUGAUGCUGGUUAAGAGAGGAUAAUUGGCUCAGGAGAGUGGAGAGAAAACUCCUCUUUCUCAAUAGUGUCAUGAAAUCUUGAACAUCCACUUAAACGACUGGCAGACAGUUGUCAGUUCAACAGCUCCUGCACGAGGAUGGCACCUUCGUUGAUCUCUGCCAGUUUAAGGCCGCAUUCUGUCAUUAAGGUGAAUCACAGAUUACCUUGUGCUGCUGCACUGUACAUGGGAUCUGUAUCAUCCUCCAACCUAGCUACAAGGUGGAAUCAAUUGUACUGUGAUGCUGUAAUUUGAAAUUAAAUCUGUUACAUCCUCCAGCCUUACAAACCUGAGAUCUCUGCAAUUACUCCACCAUAGGUGACUGUUUCUUCAGCUGCCAAGGCCCUAAGCUCUGGAAUUCCCUCCCUAAACCUCUCUAUCACUCUCUCCUUUAAAGGCACUCCUUCAAACCACGUUUUUAGUGUUCUGCCCUUAUAUUUCCUUAUGUGGUUCAGUGUCAGAUUUUAUUUGAUAAUGUUCCUGUGAAGAAGCUUCACUCCUAAACAUGCUAAAUAAAUGCAAGUUGUUGUUUA